AUGCCUGUGUCCUCGCUCUCCUCGGCCAUCCUGGCCCACAUGAAGGCCAUCAACAACGUGCCGCCUCCCCCGCUCCGCAGCGUGCCUGCCUUGCAAAUGCCGAAGCACAUUGAUUAUGUUCAAUUGAAUGCAUUAUUCCACGUGAGCAAACAGCAGGCCAGCCGGAGUUCUCAGAGUGUCCUAUCAGCUCACCAGGAUGUGAUCAAGAAUUACCCAAGAAUAUUCCUGCAGAGAAAAUUCAGGCUGCCUAGACUUUCCCAACAGGGGGAGAGAAAAAAUCUGGCUGAGGACACAGAAAAGAGUCAGCGCCCAAAGCCUGAGAGCGACACCCACAACAUCUCCAUCUACCUCAAUCAGGUGCGCGGCAGCCACCCGUGUGAAUCCAAAAACUUUGAAGAGAAGGUGGAAGAGUUCCUGGCCAUCCUAAAGAAAUUGCCCAUUUACAGAAAACUGCAUGAACACAAGACCGUGUGGAAGAUGCUAAAAACAGUUCCAGAUUUAACUUGUCAGCUGACAGAUGACCAUCUGAAGACACUCAGCAGGAAUGUCAUUUCUGAAACCUGGAUAAAAGGCAGCACAGUGGUCGGCAGCGACGGCUUCUACGUGGUCCUGCGCGGCGUGGUGCGGGCGCAGACGCCGCUGUACAAGAGCCUCAUCGACGAGGAAGGCUCGCAGGCCGCCUUCGUGCCGCAGAGCUUCCACAGCUACGUGUGCGGCCAGGACCUGCACCCCGGCUCCGAGCGGCCGGCCAAGCCCUGCGGCACCCGGCUUGGACAGUGGAGCACCUUUGGGACCCUGGAAGUCACAGCUCAGGUCCAGGCGGAUCCAGCGGUGUACUCGGUGGUGACAGAAGAAGACUGCGAGCUUCUUAAGAUCUCCGCAGCCAAUUACGCCAAGUUAAAGUCGGAGAAAACCAAGCUUGAAAACAGACAAAUAGUGCAGCUGAUCCGCGGGUGCCCGUGCUACCAGGCGUGGCCCACCCUGGCCAUCCAGGAGCUGGUGCUGCUGGUGCGGUGGAAGAGGUUCCCUCAGGGUCAGGUGAUAGUGGAGAGUGGAACUGUAAUUCCUUUCGUGGUUUAUAUUAAUUCUGGACACUGUAACAUUUACAGAGAUAUUGUAGGACUCGUGAGAUUACAUCCAAGACGAGUGAAGAAGGUCCGGAAGCUGGUCUACAUGGGGCAGCUGCAGAGGCAGAGGUCCUUCGGCGAGCUCAGUGCACUGCUGCAGCAGCCCUUCACCUGCACCGUGGUGGCCGGGGCGGACGUGGAGGCGGCCAUCAUCCAGGACACAGACCUGCACAAAUUAGAUCCAGUGACCCAGCAACUUAUGCUCCAAACAGCUAAACCAACUUUUGGUCAUCUCAAAGAUGAAGAUAUCAGAUACAAGUAUUUGCAAAAAGAACUACAAAAGGAAUGGAGAACCUUCAAGGAUAAGACAGUGAGAGACGCCCUGCGUUACAAUGGGAUUGUUCCCGGCUUCGGCAGAUGGAACCACCACUGUGAGACCAUCCCCAAGAACCUCAAGGACACCCUGGUCACUUAUUAA
This is a messenger RNA of Pipistrellus kuhlii (Kuhl's pipistrelle), 1545 nucleotides long. RefSeq names its product cyclic nucleotide binding domain containing 1 (gene CNBD1). The record is from RefSeq and is a predicted model, not a curated record. The transcript is spliced from 13 exons. Bases 1 to 1545 code for a protein of 514 amino acids. NCBI's taxonomy places the organism in Eukaryota, Metazoa, Chordata, Mammalia, Chiroptera, Vespertilionidae.